Symbiodinium natans is the source of this 2460-nucleotide messenger RNA. The record is from the annotation of a GenBank genome assembly. Lineage: Eukaryota; Dinophyceae; Suessiales; Symbiodiniaceae.
AUGCUGAGUUGCACAGCCUCUAGCCUCUCAGGCGACAGGACAGAGGCGCAACUUCGGAAGAAGGCCGUCAUCCUCGAUACUGACAUAGGAGACACCAUUGACGAUGCCUGGGCUCUCGCCUUACUGCUCCGUGCCCCGGACGUAGAUCUCAAACUGGUGCUGAUGAGCUUCGGCGGUGAAGAGGAGUUGAUCAACCGCGCACGUGUGGCUCGUCAUCUCCUAGACACAGCUGGUGCUCAUCACGUGCCCGUCGGAAUCGGAGUUCGCGGCGCCAAGGGCCUGGAGAAGUGCCCAAAUUUGGGUAGCUACUGGAUGCCUGGCAGUGACCCGUCCACACACUUCUUGGAGGACGGCGUUGGUGCCAUGCUGGAUGUCGUGAAGUUCCAUGCUGCUCACUCAGCAAUCUCACCCGUGACCAUCAUCUGCAUAGGUCCGGCCACCAACAUUGCUGCAGCUGUGCGGCGAGGCGGUGCUGCUUUUGCCCAAGGUGCCAAGCUGAUAGGGCAGUUCGGGAAGUUGAAGGCUUGUUCUGAGUUGAAGGCAGGCAGCAUGAGCGGAUCCAGUCUAAGACCUCCAGCUGAUGACAAGCUGGCCGUGACCUUCGAUGAUGAGGCCGACGUAAACUCUGCCUACGACCCCGGUUCCCUGCAGGAAGUUCUGCGUGCACCUUUUCUCAGCAUCACCUGCUGCACGUUGGAGCUGGUCGGCUCUGCCAGCGAGAACUUCUCCAAGGCAAGGUACCAGGCCCUCUGCAGAGCCCAAGAGCCUUUGGUCAAGGCAGUGCUGGCUUUGGAUUCGAAGUACGACACCUACAUGCGCUGCUUGGGUGCAAGACAGCAAGAGACAUGGUAUUCAGAUCUGAGGCCCAUGCAAGACCUGCCAAGCAUGUUUUGGGAUGCAGCCGUCGUGUUUGCAGCGAUGAGAUCCUGCGGCACUUUGUCGUUUCCGUGGAGCCAAGCGUUUGCGCAGGAGUCGCACACAUCACACAACAGGCCUGUAGAAAUAGCUUGGGGCUGGUCUGCGGACGUGGAGGAAGACUUCAGCAACCUUCUGGUCAAGCGACUCUUGGGCGCUUCUGAAUCCCGCGAGGAAAUCCUGCUAUUGGCUCCCGGAUCUCACUGCGAUGAGCAAAGAGAUCGGCUGGAAGCAAGCACAUUACCUGUGAGUCCUUCCUCAGCAGCACAUGAGCAUGCAGGCACAACGGAGCUGAAGCAGGGCAACUUCGUUUUGGGCUUGCUCUACUUCAACGUCUUCUUGGACAUGCUUGGUUUUGGGCUGAUCCUUCCAUUGAUGCCGUACUUGGGGACCAAGUUCCACGCAGAUUCUGUUGGGCUUGGGCUCCUGACUUCGAUGUUCUCGAUCGCGAAGUUCUUCGGGUCCAUUGCUUUCGGGAUGGCUGCGGACCGCAUCGGCAAGAAGACGACCAUCGGCGUGUGCGCCCUGGGGUGCAUGGUCAGCUAUCUAGCCAUGGGCUUCGCAGACGACUUCAAGGUUCUGGUCCUCACUCGGGGGCUUGCAGGCUUCUUUUCCAACACUGUGGUUGUGGCGCAGAGUAUCGUGCCAGGCGCUGUGCCAGCGGACCAGAUGCCCAAACAUCAAGGCUACAUCGGAGCUGCCAUUGGAGCAGGCAUCGCCUUCGGGCCCAGCAUCGGCGGAGGCCUGGCGCGCUUCGGGAUCCGGAGCCCCAUCUUCCUGACGGCGGCGCUGUGCGCCGCGAACUUCGCCCUGGUCCUGGGCUUCAUGCCCAGGUUUGGGCCCGCAAGAUCCGCGGCUUCGGGGAGUUUGGCUCCUAGGGAGGCACCUGCAGGGAAGGCUAGGAGGUGCCAGGGAGCCUUGCAGAUCACCUUGGUAUUGAUGUCUACCUUGGCCUUCUGGCUGGGCUACGCGUCCUUCGAGGCGCUGGGGGGCCUCUACUUCGCCGACAGCUUAAACAUGGGCCCCGGGGAGUUUGGCUUCGUCUGCACCCUGACCGGCGUGGUGCAGCUCGUGCUUCUCGCUGGCAUGGUGAAGCCCCUGGUGCGGUGCACCGGGGAGAUAGGUGCGGGAGCACUUUCUUUCACACUCAGCGCGCUCGGGUGGCUCCUCUUCAUGGUCCAGUUGCGGUGGCUUCCAUACGUGGCAGCUGUUCUGGUCGGUGCAGGAUUCAUGGUGCAGGCGGUGCAAGCCAACCUUCUCUCCUCAAUGAGUUCCCCCGCGUUUGUGGGCACGCUGCUCGGAGUGAAUCAGGCCAUGGCUUCCCUUGGCCGUAUAGUGGGGCCUCUCAUGGCAGGAGUGAUCUAUCCAUACCUUCCGCGGGGGAUCUGGAUCGCCUCUGCUAGUUGGGCUCUCCUUGGCAUCAUGUCCUUUCUGGUGCUCCUUGCAAUGGUGCACCUCACUUCGACUCACGAUCGGCUCACCUGCCCCAAGCAUCUUGGGGCAGAGGCUGGGGCAGGUAAAGACGACUUGGAGCGCGCAUGUUGA